AUGGAUCCAAUUGAUCCAAGAAUCACCACUCAAGAUCACAUUUUUGCUGAUACAUCUGCCUCUACGAUUCUACCAUUAAGAGAUAAAGAGACGAAGCAAGUUAUUGAUGCAGCAAGACAACAUCUUAGUUCUGAUUCUGGCUCAGUGGGAGAGAGUCAACGACCACCACCAUUACCACAACAAUCGCUACCGGAAUCAAUACAUGAAAUAAAGGUUGCUCCUGAAUAUAUUCGCGAACGUGAAGAUGUCCUCCGUACUACUGGAGAGAUUUUGUAUCAGAGGUGUAUUGUGAAAAUGGAACACCUCCAACAGUUAAAAGACAAGUAUGUCAAAAAUCAACAGCAGUUUUCAUCAUCUUUAUCCAAUAGCGGACGCACAAUACAGAGUCAACAUUUAAACACUCAGCAAGUAGCAAUACUGCGACUAGAAGAGAUUCGAUUGCAAGCUGAACUCGAUAAAAUUAGGGCUAAACAAGAAUCAGCUCCUGAUAUUCUACCUGAAGUCACCAAGGUGCGUGUUCGACGGAUGGUCCAAGAUUCAAUCCAGAGCUAUGCUCAGAUGACACCGCGACUCAGCAUGGAAUUGGAGGAAACGAAAGCAGAGCUUGCAUCAGAAAACCAAUUAUUAAAGGAACUAAAAGAAAUUCAUCGCGCUUUGCAGGCAAGGCGCAGAGACCUCAAAAAAUCUGUUGAAUCCGGUAUAAACCAGGAGAUAGUUCAAGAGCGACAAAAGUUGCAGCAGCUUCGCGAUCAUACAGGAGAGCUCAUGAAGGAGUUGGUGCACUUCUUAGCGAAACAUCAUCCCCCGAUCCAACCAGACCCCGACGAAAAAGCAGAAUUCGAGUUGAAGCACAUACUCGAGGACAUUAUGAAUCUAUCCGUUAGUCAGCCAGAAGAUCCUUAUGUCGUUUUGGUACCUGGCAAGUACUAUCCUCCACACAUUGAACACUUAAUCAAUGCAGGAAUCGCAGUCCGGCAUCCUCGAGAUUCACAAAAACUGAGGCUCAUCAAUUUUUAUUCCUGA
Lobosporangium transversale is the source of this 1023-nucleotide messenger RNA. Its product is annotated as centromere-associated protein K-domain-containing protein. The transcript has 4 exons. The record is from RefSeq and is a predicted model, not a curated record. Bases 1 to 1023 code for a protein of 340 amino acids. Lineage: Eukaryota; Fungi; Mortierellomycota; Mortierellomycetes; Mortierellales; Mortierellaceae. Gene Ontology annotation, cellular component: nucleus. Gene Ontology annotation, biological process: kinetochore assembly; mitotic sister chromatid segregation.